UCGAAGCGUUCGGAUGUGCGCGCGCUCUCUCUCUCUCCAUAUAAUCCAAAGCCGAAAUCGUGAUUAGUUCCCUGCGCCUGCGUAAAUUCGUGGACCUACUUCAAUCAACCAAAAAACCUACGUGAAUUUUUGUGUGUUUUGUUUACUUGUUUAUCUUUCCCAAAUUGAGAGUAAAUUUCCUGUAUCCUGCAUAAACAAAGGAAACGCUCAGAGGAAAUACAAUAAUUUAUGAAGCCACUGCAAAGCGGAAAUAAUUAACACAAAAAAUUAAAAACUAAAUGUGCCGAUCGCAUUUUAGUAACGGUUUCGAUGCGGUUUCAAGCAAUCGGUUUAGCCAUUGACAUCAUUGAUUUAUGUCCCAAGUGUAAAUAAUUCGCACAACAAACAAUACACGAAAAUUGAGGCUUUUCCUCCCUCCGCAAAAACAAACCAAUCAAAUGCAAUGAAAUGAAAUGUUGCCAUUGAUUUGCGCACAUUGCCAUUGUUCAGAGUUAUUGGUUGACUUUUAACUGGGAACCGUACUUUAAGCUGAGCUGCAAACGAAGGAGGAGAGGAGUUUUUUGUUUAUUCCCAUCAUGGACACCGGAAGUGUGGUUAGUGAACCGAUUUCCGCGCAUCAUCGCGCCUUUGCCAAACAGAAGUCCGCCUCCAUGACCAUUCUCAAUCCGAAGGGUUGUGGCAGUGCCGUCAAGUACAGUCUGCACUCGACUGCAGAGACGAACCAGGAGACUGCCAGUACCACCACCACCACCACCUCUACCCACUGUUCGACCACAGGAAGAAGGCGCAAGGGUGGUUCGCUGGGCGGUACUCUCUCCUCGAGAUCCACGCGCAGCGAGUCCAAAGAAUUGAGAUCGGCUUUACAGGAUCGAGAGGCUGUCAUCCAGAAUUUAAGGAUUCAACUAUGUUUGGGCAAGCUGCCUAGGCCGACAGGACCACCACUGGAUGAGUCCGAGAAGCCGGCGGCUGAGCAAAAACUCAAUCGACUGAAGACUGAGGCGGAGAACAAACGGAUUAAGAUCAAGAAUCUGAAGAGCGCCCUGGAGAAGUUGGACAUUACAGAUAACAUCGACAUCCGUAUCCGUCAAGCCGAACUGGAAUAUGCUCUUGGCAGAGAAGAACUCCAGAUGCUCUCGAUUGUUGAGGAAGCACGCGCCUUGCAGGCCAGACUGGAGAAGUCCAAGCCCGAGGCGCAGACUCUUUACAACAUCAUUAGUUCUGGAGUCGCCGUAAGUCUACAUGCCGUCCAUGCCACCUCUGGAAGAUGGGCAGCUCAACAGCGAACGGAUCAACCGGGAUUCUACGUAGAAUGGGCCUUGGAGGGCGAUGGCUUGUACAAGGGCGAUCGCAUCUUGGAGAUCAAUGGACGACUGGUCACAGGAAAAUCCAAAGAAGAGCUGCAGAAGCAAGUGGGAAACUCGGGCAAGUGUCAGAUGGUGGUACUGCGUAAGAAGUCUGCACCCAUUCCACAAAAGCAACUGGACCAGGAGAAGGAGAACAAUAUGCGGCUGCAGCAUCGCAUUUCAUAUCUGGAAGAGCAGGUGCGAGAGCUCCAAACGGUCAAGGAACAUCAUCCUAACCAGCAACAGCAGCACCAGCAGCAGCAUCAUUCCCAGCAAACCUCCUCCCAUCAAUCGCAGCAUGUGACCAGCAUUAGCAUAUCCUCACCUCCUUCAACACCGCCGGAAAAGCCACUGAUUUUCCAGCGUGGCAACUAUAUUACCACUUUGGUGGGUGGCAAACCCAUAGAACUGAUGGGUGACGAGUUAGCCUCCACACAAACAACACCGGGUCACGUUACCAAAACGCUGAUCAAGGAGAAUACCCACAUCGAUUUGAGGGAACGUCUGCCACACAUGUACUCCAUGCCCUCCAAAUCGCUGUCCGCCUCGAAGAUCUCGAUAAAUAGCGAUUCUGCUUACAUGCAGCACCAUCGUCGCGAGAAGGAACGCCACCGAGAACGACAGCACCGCGAACGUCCCAGGGAUCCACUCCAGCAACAGCAGCAGCUGCAUCGCGAACAUCUCAUGAGCACGCAUGCACGCAGUGUGGAGCAUCUCAAUCAUUAUAAUGGACUGGAUCGUCGCCGUGAAACGCCCCGUCAAAGUGAAGCACACACCCUUCGGGCCCGUCUUCCCAGCGAUAUGAGGAGUGUCAAAUCCCUGGAUUUCGAUAGCGAAAACGAAGCAAAGCCUGCGACGGAGACGCGUACCACUCGACCCACUCCUCCCAAGAAACCCCUUCGACUGUCACUCCAAAGAGCUCAAAGCCUUCAGACCGUUGAACUGCAUCCAGGUGCGGAUCUGGACAGGAAGCGGCCCAUGAAAAGGCUUCACCAUAACAAUAACAACAACAACAACCAAAACAUUAACAACAACAAGGGUAGCGGAUCGACAACGGAAGAGGGCCAAACCAUGCUCAUCGAGAACUGCAGUCCCAUGCACACGGCCUCUCUAGGCAGGCACAAGCUCAUCUAGAAACCCAAAACCCAGUCCCAGUUCCAAUCCCAAUCCCAAUUCUAUCAAAACUAAGUGUUAAUCGAAGUAGCUUAACCCUCGACCGUUACUAGCUGAACGAGUUGAAACCCAAAAAAAAGGCGGACAUGUGCAAAAUUAUAAUUAGCAAUAUAAAUAAUUUAAACAAACUUCCAAAUGGGAGGUUUACUUAGCUUAUUACUACUGUACUUACAUUCUAUAUCCAUAAGUAGGGCUUGGCUAUCAUUUUGUACUAUUGAAAAGACCAAUUAUUAAGCGAUGAUGACUUUAUUAGCACAAUUUAUCAAUGUGAAUACACGAAUAUUUUCACUUAA
Drosophila eugracilis is the source of this 2809-nucleotide messenger RNA. RefSeq names its product formin-J (gene sprt). Bases 576 to 2477 code for a protein of 633 amino acids. The transcript is spliced from 5 exons. Gene Ontology annotation, molecular function: protein binding. Lineage: Eukaryota; Metazoa; Arthropoda; Insecta; Diptera; Drosophilidae. The record is from RefSeq and is a predicted model, not a curated record.